Molecule: messenger RNA, 3366 nt
Organism: Glycine soja
Lineage: Eukaryota; Viridiplantae; Streptophyta; Magnoliopsida; Fabales; Fabaceae
Product: alpha-1,4 glucan phosphorylase L isozyme, chloroplastic/amyloplastic-like
Exons: 15
Coding region: 192-3137 (981 amino acids)
Biological process (GO): glycogen catabolic process
Cellular component (GO): cytoplasm
Molecular function (GO): pyridoxal phosphate binding; glycogen phosphorylase activity
Source: RefSeq, a predicted model, not a curated record
GCAUUCACAUCGUUUCUCUAUCUAACACGAUAUAGUAACACCACCAUCUCCAUUAUAGUAGACUCAACACACACUCUAACACCCAACGAAGCUCGUGAACAAGAUAAGAAACAAACAAACCAACGAGGCUCUCUCUCUCAUUCAUUAUUGAUUUCGAGUGAAGAGAGAGAUUCGAGAUUUGCGAUUCCGCAAUGGCUUCUUCUUCCACGACAAUGCGGUUCUCCGCGGCCUCCACCGGCGCCGAGGCGGCGCUUCCUCGCCGGAGCUCCGUCGCCGGAUUCAUCGGCGUCGCGGCCAGAUCCUCCGCCAAAUCGAGGCUCCGCUUCAUCGGAAGGAACGCGAACUUGAGCCUCCGGAUGAGGAGGAUGAGCUCUUUCUCCGUCGUGAAGUGCGUCUCCGGAAGCGAGGCCAAGGUGCAGGAUACCGUGGCCAAACAACAAGAAGCUACAACCUCUCUCAGCUCCUUCACGCCAGAUGCUUCAUCUAUUGCCUCAAGUAUUAAAUACCAUGCAGAGUUCACUCCAUUGUUUUCUCCAGAGAAUUUUGAUCUACCACAGGCUUUUCUUGCAACUGCACAAAGUGUUCGAGAUUCUCUCAUUAUAAACUGGAAUGCUACCUAUGAUUACUAUGAGAAACUGAAUGUUAAGCAGGCAUAUUACCUUUCGAUGGAAUUUUUGCAGGGUAGAGCAUUAUUAAAUGCAAUAGGCAAUCUAGAGCUAACUGGUCCCUAUGCUGAGGCUUUGAGCAAGCUCGGGCAUAAAUUAGAAAGUGUGGCAUACCAGGAGCCAGAUGCUGCACUUGGAAAUGGUGGUCUUGGGCGUCUUGCUUCAUGUUUCUUGGACUCUUUGGCAACCUUGAACUAUCCAGCUUGGGGUUAUGGAUUGAGAUAUAAGUAUGGUUUAUUUAAACAGCGAAUAACCAAAGAUGGGCAGGAGGAAGUUGCUGAAGAUUGGCUUGAGAUGGGCAAUCCCUGGGAGAUUAUUAGAAAUGAUGUUUCAUAUCCUGUAAAGUUCUAUGGCAAGGUUGUUUCAGGGUCAGAUGGUAAAAAACAUUGGAUUGGAGGAGAAGAUAUAAAAGCUGUUGCACAUGAUGUUCCCAUACCAGGAUAUAAAACUAAGACUACAAUCAACUUGAGACUUUGGUCUACAAAAGCUGCAUCAGAAGAAUUUGAUUUAUCUGCUUUUAAUGCUGGAAGGCACACUGAAGCAUCUGAGGCUCUAGCAAAUGCUGAAAAGAUAUGCUAUAUACUCUACCCUGGGGAUGAACCAAUAGAGGGCAAGAUCCUUCGCCUCAAGCAACAAUAUACUUUAUGUUCUGCUUCUCUUCAAGACAUCAUUGCUCGUUUUGAGAGAAGAUCAGGAGCAAAUGUUAAUUGGGAAGAGUUUCCCGAGAAGGUUGCAGUGCAGAUGAAUGAUACUCACCCAACGUUGUGCAUCCCAGAGCUCAUGAGAAUUUUAAUAGAUGUAAAGGGCUUAAAUUGGAAGGAUGCUUGGAAUAUUACACAAAGGACUGUAGCAUAUACAAACCACACUGUUCUUCCAGAGGCAUUAGAGAAAUGGAGCUUGGAUCUUAUGCAGAAACUGCUUCCACGCCAUAUUGAGAUAAUAGAAAUGAUUGACGAGGAGCUGGUUCGGACCAUAAUUGCAGAAUAUGGCACAGAAAAUUCAGACUUGCUGGAGAAAAAAUUGAAGGAAAUGAGAAUACUAGAAAAUGUCGAAUUGACUGCAGAAUUUGCAGAUAUACUGGUUAAGUCCAAAGAGGCCAUUGAUAUUCCUAGUGAGGAGCAGCAAAGUUCUGAACAAGCAGAAGCAGAAGACGAAAAAGAUGAUGAUGAAGUGGAAGCAGUUGCUAAAAAGAAUGGAACAGAUGAAAGUUCCAUUGAGGAUGAGAAAGAAGAGUUGCCUGAGCCAGUACCAGAACCACCAAAAUUGGUUCGUAUGGCAAAUUUGUGUGUUGUGGGUGGUCAUGCAGUGAAUGGGGUUGCAGAGAUACAUAGUGAAAUUGUAAAAGAUGAUGUUUUCAAUGCAUUUUAUAAGUUGUGGCCCGAGAAGUUCCAAAACAAAACAAAUGGUGUGACACCAAGGAGAUGGAUCAGGUUCUGCAAUCCAGAUCUGAGUAAAAUAAUAACCGAGUGGAUAGGUACUGAGGAUUGGGUCCUAAAUACUGGAAAAUUGGCCGAGCUACGGAAGUUUGUAGACAAUGAGGAUCUACAAGUGCAGUGGAGGGAAGCAAAGAGGAGUAACAAAGUUAAAGUUGCAGCAUUCAUCAGAGAAAAAACAGGGUAUUCUGUCAGUCCUGAUGCAAUGUUUGACAUCCAGGUCAAGAGAAUCCAUGAAUAUAAGCGACAAUUAAUGAACAUAUUUGGAAUUGUUUACCGAUACAAGAAGAUGAAAGAAAUGAGUGCGGCAGAAAGGGAAGCAAAUUUUGUUCCUAGAGUUUGUAUAUUUGGGGGAAAAGCAUUUGCUACAUAUGUGCAAGCCAAGAGAAUUGUGAAAUUUAUUACAGAUGUUGGGGCUACAGUAAAUCAUGACCCUGAAAUAGGAGAUCUACUUAAGGUUGUUUUUGUCCCUGAUUAUAAUGUCAGUGUUGCCGAGAUGCUUAUUCCAGCAAGUGAAUUGUCACAACAUAUCAGUACUGCUGGAAUGGAGGCAAGUGGAACUAGCAAUAUGAAAUUUGCAAUGAAUGGCUGCAUAUUGAUUGGAACUUUAGAUGGGGCCAAUGUUGAAAUAAGGGAAGAGGUUGGUGCAGACAACUUCUUCCUCUUUGGUGCCAAGGCUCAUGAAAUUGCUGGGCUGAGGAAAGAAAGAGCAGAGGGAAAGUUUGUGCCUGAUCCACGAUUUGAAGAAGUUAAAGAAUUUGUCAGAAGUGGCGUUUUUGGAUCUUACAACUAUGACGAAUUGAUGGGAUCCUUAGAAGGAAAUGAAGGUUUUGGUCGAGCAGAUUAUUUCCUUGUAGGGAAAGACUUCCCCAGCUACAUAGAAUGCCAAGAGAAGGUUGAUGAAGCAUACCGUGACCAAACUAAAUGGACAAGAAUGUCAAUAUUGAACACAGCAGGUUCAUACAAGUUUAGCAGUGACCGCACGAUUCAUGAAUAUGCCCGAGAGAUAUGGAACAUUGAACCAGUCCAAUUGCCAUAGAGGAGUAUAGAGAAUCGGUGCCACGUGGUUGUGAUGAUCACUGCAUAGCUUAAUUCCUCGUAGCAGAGAAUAAAAUAUAACUUCGCGUAGAGACGCGCUUUAAGGGUGCGCUCAUAGUCAAAAUAAGCUUGCAGUUCUGUAAUAUAUAUGUUUUAUGGGUACUUCGUCGGUGUAAAUCAAACCUUUGUCUUAUAAUAAUAAAUAUCAAAUUGUUUUGGCUUCAAAUUCA